AUAUUCGAAAAUCACGAUCGUCGUCGUCGUCAAAAAAAAACUUUUGUCGUCAUUUUUUUUUUGUUGUUGUUGUUUAUUCAAGUUGCUCUUCAACAUUGUACACAUCAUCAAAAAUAAAGAAAGUAACAAAAAAAAAAAAAAUUCGAUUAAAAAGUUUUUCAACAUUCACGUUUCAUUCAAUUUGUUUGAAAAAAAUAUCAAAAUAUGGCUGAAAAAAUGAAAAAAAUUUCCAACCAUGUGAUCAAUUGUAAUGCUGGACCAGCUCGUGUUCCAUAUGAUGUUUUACGUAAAGCACAAGAAGAAUUAAUUUAUUAUGAAAAUACUGGAAUCAGUGUUAUGGAAAUGAGCCAUCGUUCACCGGAAUUUGACAACAUUAUACGUACGGCAGAAAAAUUGCUUCGUGAAAUAAUGACCAUUCCCGAUAAUUAUCGAGUAUUAUUCGUACAUGGUGGCGGUACCGCACAGUUUGCAUCGAUACCAUUGAAUCUUUGUCCAGAAUAUAAAGGUUGUAAAGUUAAUUAUGCAAUCACUGGUACAUGGUCCGAAAAAGCAGCUAAAGAAGCUGAAAAAUAUUGUCAUGUUUGUCGUGUAACACCAAAACUUGAUAAAUUUACUUCCAUACCUGAUGUGGAUACUUGGAAGAUAGAUCCUGAUGGCAAAUAUUUAUUCUAUACUGACAAUGAAACAAUCGCUGGCGUUGAAUAUCAAUAUCAAGUUAAACCAUUCAGUGAUACAAUGCCCGUUGCUAUUGAUAUGACAUCGAAUUUUCUUUCAAGACCUAUUGAUGUUUCUAAUUAUGGUGUUAUUAUUGCUGGUACACAAAAAAAUGCCGGUAUUGCUGGUCUAGCCAUCGUUAUUGUUCGUGAUGAUCUACUUGGUAAACCUAUGUCCAUUUGUCCAACAAUUUUGGAUUAUACAAUAUUGAACAAAAUGAAUUCUCUUUAUAAUACACCACCAUGUUAUCCAAUAUAUAUGACUAGAAUUUAUUUACAAUGGAUUAAAGAUCAAGGUGGCCUUGAAGUAAUGGGCGAUCGUUCAGAUCAACGAGCAAGAUUAAUCUAUGAUACUGUUGAUCAAUCAAAUGGUUUCUAUUACAAUGGUGUUAAUCCAAAUUGUCGUAGCCGUAUGAAUGCAGUAUUUCGUAUCGGUGGCCAAAAAGGUGAUGAACAAUUGGAAAAACAAUUCAUACAGGAAUGUAAAGAACGUAAAAUAAUUGGUGUCAAAGGACAUCGUUUGGUUGGUGGCAUACGUGUAUCAAUGUUCAAUGCAAUGCCAGUUGAAGAUGCUAAAUUUAUUUCCGAUUUUAUGAUUGAAUUCAUGGAAUUGAAUCGGAAAUAGUAAGUGAAAAAAAACCACAUUUAUUCUGAAUGAAUUUCUGUUCCUAUACAUUGCAUAUAUAUAUUCUGAUUUAAAAAAAAAACCAAAAAUGGAAA
Dermatophagoides farinae (American house dust mite) is the source of this 1433-nucleotide messenger RNA. RefSeq names its product phosphoserine aminotransferase. NCBI's taxonomy places the organism in Eukaryota, Metazoa, Arthropoda, Arachnida, Sarcoptiformes, Pyroglyphidae. Gene Ontology annotation, cellular component: cytoplasm. Gene Ontology annotation, biological process: L-serine biosynthetic process. Gene Ontology annotation, molecular function: O-phospho-L-serine:2-oxoglutarate transaminase activity; pyridoxal phosphate binding. The record is from RefSeq and is a predicted model, not a curated record.